AGUCCACUAGAAGAGAUAUUUUGACGAUGUUGACAACAGCCUGUGACACAGAAGGAUCACACCUGUCAAAAAAAGAACUGAUCGAUCAGGUGUUUGGCUUCCUGCUGGCUGGAUUUGAUACCACCAGCAUUGCCCUCACCUGGACCCUUCUGCAGCUCUCAGAGAGACCUGACCUUCAACAAAAGGUCAGAGGUGAAAUGUCAUUAGUAUUGGGUGAUGAUAUAAACAGAACAAUUACACAUGAGGAAUUGGAUGCACUCAAACUCACCACUGCUGUUAUUAAAGAAACGCAGAG
Messenger RNA from Saccostrea cuccullata (small rock oyster), 295 nucleotides. RefSeq lists its product as uncharacterized. The transcript has 2 exons. NCBI's taxonomy places the organism in Eukaryota, Metazoa, Mollusca, Bivalvia, Ostreida, Ostreidae. The record is from RefSeq and is a predicted model, not a curated record. Gene Ontology annotation, molecular function: heme binding; monooxygenase activity; oxidoreductase activity, acting on paired donors, with incorporation or reduction of molecular oxygen. The annotation marks the transcript as partial.